AACACAGUAAAAUCCCAUCCCUCUGUGAAAACAUACAUUUGCUACAGCACCAAGGGGCGUCUCUCUGCCGCCCUCUGGCGGCCGCUUCACCUCACAGCCACAGAAACGGAUAGGCUACCGUCAAACCUGACAGGGACACACCGGGAAAAUCCCUGAUCAGCCUUUGACAAAGGCACAAAUUUGACGGAACCAGCCCACGUGAAGAAAGGAAAUGGGGGUCAGCACCUCACACACACUACCAUACCUUCCACCUCCAAUCCAACCCAACCCGUAGGAGCAUCACUGCACCCAGUCACUCAAGGACGCACCCCCAACACACACUUUGCAGGAGAGAGAGAGAGAGAGAGAAAGAGAGAGGGAGAGAGAGAGAGAGAGAGAGAGAGAGAGAGAGAGAGAGAGAUGCAGGUAUUAACUGGAGGUGGGGAGGACAGCGCAGUCUCUGCUGGCCGUCAGAAGAACAAGAGGGGAUGUGUUGUUGUAUUGAUGGCUUUCUCUCUUCCUCAUACAAGAACUCGUGUCUUCUUCCAAACGGAGACGCAGGUGUAGCCUCUUCAUCGUCUCUCCAGCGUACCACCUAUCCCAGAUUUCCAUGCGCCUCUCCUCUCCUUUCAAGUCACUGAAGGAGGAUUUUACGCGCCGAGUAAGAGUGAAGCUUAACAUUAUGUUAAAUGAAAUGUGGCGCGUCCCUUUUGUGCGCCGUCUGCCGCCGUUGUGAAUGUGAUGCCGGGUCUGCACCCUGCACAGAUGACUUGAACCGCGACUUCCGUAAAGAAAAGACUCACUCAUAACCAUGGCUGACCAGUACAGUAUGUUUCUCACCACGGCGGCCCCCCUUCGCCGUGGAAGCACACCCCUGCCUGUCAAACAUCAGCUGCGGAGGGAAGAGGCUGUAUCCGAGGACUGCGAUUGGAUCCCAGGCUUGGAGGAGCCUGCCACGUUGCCUAUUAGUGACACAGCGGUGGCUCGAGAUGAGUCCUUCAGUCAGUCACCAGCCGCCCAGUCGGCUUACCACAGCCAUGGCGGGGCAUUGAGGAUAGUGCUGCUGGGACAGAAUGGCGUGGGCAAAUCGUCGCUAGCCUUAUCUCUGGCUGGGCAGUCGGACAGAUCCCUCUCUAUAGACUCUGAGACACAAGCUUGUGGUGAGGGCUACGAGUGCACGGUGACAGUCGACGACGAGGACAGCAAAGUCAUAAUUUUCGACAACUGGAAACAGGACCUGUCUACUCUGCAGUGUGAUGUGUGCAUCCUGGUCUUCUCAGUGACUGACAGACGAAGUUUCCACCGCACCGCCCAACUCCGCCUCCUCCUCAGGGAGUCCCAGCCACACACUCCAAUCAUCCUCGUGGGCAACAAGAGCGAUCUUGUCCGCUCCCGUGAAAUCAGCACAGAGGAGGCCCAAUCCAGUGCCAUGAUGUUUGACUGCCUCUACAUGGAGCUCUCAGCCUCUCUGGACCACGGCACUAACGAGCUGUUGGAGGCAGCAGUCCGGACUGCUAGGGGUGACUGCGUCGGCCCUGGAUGGACCGACGGUGACCCUGGGGCGGGUCGCAGGGAGAGUCUGACCAGUCGAGCCAAGCGCUUCUUGGCUGGUCUGGUACCGCGCUCGUACGGCCGGGACCGGGACCGGGAUCGGGGUCGCUACCGGGAGAUGAGUCGCCACCGGGGCAGCAAGAUCCUUCGCCAGAAGUCCCGCUCCUGUCAUGACCUCAGUGCACUGUGACACACACAUGCAUACACAUAGGCAAAGAGACACACUCCCACACAUCUACACACACACAUUGAAGGAUAAGGGGGAGGGAGAGGCGUAAAACAUUGAGGAGAACAGGAAGGUAAAAUGGAAAAUAGAUGGGAGGGGCAAUUGACUAAAUGUGUCAGCAAGAAGGAGAUGAAGGACGCACAUGUGUGGGACUAGAAAGGAGAAUAGGGAGAGGAAGUGGGAGGGAAAAAACGACCUGGCUUACAGCACUGAGCUUUUAUGUCCUUGCUUUCAGAGAAACAUGUUUUGAGAGAGGGGGGGCUGAGGUAUGCA
This is a messenger RNA of Scatophagus argus, 2029 nucleotides long. RefSeq names its product RAS (RAD and GEM)-like GTP binding 2 (gene rem2). Bases 791 to 1720 code for a protein of 309 amino acids. Gene Ontology annotation, molecular function: GTPase activity; GTP binding; calcium channel regulator activity. Gene Ontology annotation, cellular component: plasma membrane. The record is from RefSeq and is a predicted model, not a curated record. Lineage: Eukaryota; Metazoa; Chordata; Actinopteri; Scatophagidae. The transcript is spliced from 5 exons.